Molecule: messenger RNA, 3414 nt
Organism: Moesziomyces antarcticus
Lineage: Eukaryota; Fungi; Basidiomycota; Ustilaginomycetes; Ustilaginales; Ustilaginaceae
Product: alpha-mannosidase
Exons: 1
Coding region: 1-3414 (1137 amino acids)
Biological process (GO): oligosaccharide catabolic process; mannose metabolic process
Cellular component (GO): fungal-type vacuole membrane
Molecular function (GO): alpha-mannosidase activity; carbohydrate binding
Source: RefSeq, a predicted model, not a curated record
AUGUGUGGUCCAACAUCGCAUCAAGCACCGUAUCCACUCCUCUCGGAGCAGGCCACGCGCCCUGUUCGUCCACUGCCUAUCCGCAGUAUCCAAGAGAAGCGGAUCCACGAAUUCAUCGGCGGACAAUUUGCCUCGGACAACGUCUCGUCCCUCCUCUACGCCGGGCGCACCAAUGCAACAGAAAACGUCCAAAUAGAAAGCUGGAGUCCGCCAAAUGGCAUGCGUCCAAAUUUCGCCGAGGCGAGCGCACAAACCUUCCGACCAUGUCGAAUUGGCGACAAGUUCGGCCCAAGCUGGUCCAACCACUGGCUGAAGCUCACUCUGAGCGUGCCCACCGAGUGGGCCGACCUCGAUGGCGUCGAGCUCGAAUUCGAUGCGAGCUGUGAGGCGCUCAUCUUCGACCAACACGGCAACCCUCUGCAAGGUUUCACAGGCGGACAGGAAUUCGAUCGUCGCCACGACUUUCCAUUGCCAAAAGGCGACAAGGCACGCAAAGGUGCCGUCUACUACGUCGAGAUCACAGGCAACGGCAUGUUUGGCAUCCACGGGAAAGACACGAGGUACUACGACCUUGGAAUCGGAUCGGAUCCGGAUCCAGAUCGCUACUUUGAGCUCGCCAAGGUCGAUCUCGUGCUCAAGCGGCUCGAGGCGUGGCAGCUCAUGUACGACUUUACCACGCUCCAGCAGUGUGUCGAAGAGCUGCCCAAGGACGGAGUGCUGCAGAACAAAGCGCUCUUCAUCGCCAACGAGAUCAUGAACAUCUUCCGCAGAUCCGACGUGUCCAGCAUCGCUCGCUGUCGUCAGCUCGCCGGGGAAGUGUUCGGAGAAGCAUGGUCGUCAUCAGCCUCGUCUCUCUUUGCUGGUGAUGCCGAGAUAGCCAGCAAGGACAACAAGGCUUUGGUUUGGAGUCUAGGCCACUGUCAUAUCGAUUGCGUCUGGCUAUGGAGCUUCGAUGCGGCGCAGCAAAAGGUGGCACGUUCGUGGACGACGCAGCUAGCGCUCAUGGAGCGAUAUCCCGAGUAUCGCUUUACCGCCAGCUCUCCGCAGCAAUUCAAGUGGAUAGAGACACUCUAUCCUUCGCUCUUUGAGCGGAUCCGCCAAAAAGUCAAGGAGGGCCGCUUCCAGCCGAUCGGUGGCCUGUGGGUCGAGUGCGAUGCCAACAUGCCGAGCGGCGAAUCGUUUGCUCGCCAGCUCUUGUACGGUCAGCGCUACUUACAUUCGCGCUUUGGAACCACUAGCAACGUCUUCUUCCUGCCCGACUCGUUUGGCUACAACAGCCAGAUCCCGCAGCUGGCACGACAGGCAGGAUUCGACUACUUUUUCACGCAGAAGCUCUGCUGGAACCGCACCAACACCUUCCCGCACUGCACCAUGAUGUGGACCGGCCUGGACGGUACUCAGAUCAUCUUCUCACAGAGCUCCAUCCCCAACUACAACAGUCGGUGCGGGAUCAACGAUAUGAUCAAAGCGACUCGGCGCAAUCCAGAUCUCGGAGUCCAGCCCAGCUGCCUGCACCUCUUUGGUUUCGGCGACGGCGGCGGUGGUGCCAAUCCUGAACACAUCGAAAGACUGCGCAGGGCACGAGCGCUGCACGACAACGGCUACACCGAGGUUCCCAAAGUCACACUCGGGCGGAGUGCAAAGGACUUCUUCGAGCACGUUCUCGAGACCACUCGUAAUGGCGAUCGCCUCGCGACCUGGAGCGGCGAAGUGUACCUCGAGUUCCACCGUGGCGUCUACACCAGCCAGGCCGAAAUGAAACGGUGGAAUCGUCUAGUCGAGCUGCGGCUGCACGACAUCGAAUGGCUCUGCACCCUGGCUGCGGUUCGCGAUGCUGGGUACAGCUAUCCUCACGAGCGGCUCUUGCAGGUGUGGGAGCCGUUCAUGCUCGGUCAAUUCCACGACUGCCUUCCGGGCAGCUCGAUCCGCAAGGUGUACGACGACAUGAAAAACACCUACGCCCGCUUGACGGUCGAGAUGGACCAGCUCCGGGCUGAAGCCAGUGCAGUCUUACAUGCACAACAGCCUGAUCGUGCUGCCUCUGCGGAUGCGAUUCUCCUCGCGCCAAACACUCUCGCCAUGCCGCGGCAGGAGGUGGUCGAACUGGAUGCGGCCGCCUACGACAAGCUACAAAGCAGGCCGCAAGUGCUGCAAAAGCUGCAAAACGGAAAUUCGCUGCUUCUGCUCCGAGAUAUCCACGCUUGUGGUGUUCUGAAGCACACCGCAUCUUCAUCCCAGCAAGAACCGGUAUCCGCGCGUCAAGAGGGCGAUGCUUUCGUGCUCGAAUCGGCCGACAUGCGCUUGUGCAUCCAGGAUGGCCGCAUCUCUUCCAUCUACGACAAGGCGGAACGGCGCGAGAUGGUGGCAUUUGGUCAGUCGGCCGGUCUCUCCAUCAGUCAGGACUAUCCGCCCGAGUUCGACAACUGGGAGGUGGAGAUGUACUCGCUCGACACCGUGGAGCAGCUCGCUUUCGAGACGGUAGAGAUCGAGGAUGUCGGCCCAUAUCGAGCGAGCCUUUCCGCGACACUCGCGAUUGGUGAAGCGAGUCGCGCCAAGGUUAGCAUCUUUAUGGACGCGAUCCCGCUCAUCCCUCAGCUUGCGAAUGGAGAGCAGGCGCGGACAGCGGUGCAGAUCCGGCUGUCGAUCGACUGGCACGAGUCGCAUCGUUUCCUGCGAUUCGAGGUGCCAACGACAAUCCGGGCGGAUAUGGCGAACUUCGAAAUGCAGUUCGGACACGUAGCGCGACCGACGACACGCAACACGUCGUGGGAGGCAGCCAAGUUUGAAGUGUGCGGCCAUCGAUUCGCGGACCUGUCCGAGCCGAACUACGGACUGGCGAUGCUGACGCAGACCAAGUACGGCUACUCGGUCGAGGGCGGUCUGAUGCGUCUGUCGCUGCUCAAGGCUGGGGCGUAUCCAGACUCGCAGAUGGAUCGUGGAAGCCACGUGGUUGAUUUUGCCCUCUAUCCGCAUCGCGGCAACCUCAUGGAUGGCGAUGUGGUAGCAGUCGCCCGAGCGUACAACGCAAAGCCGGUCCUCCCCGGCCUCUUGCGCGAAGGAAGUGAUCCAAGCGCGUGGGCAUGUCCAGUCAGAGUGGUGCAGGAUUCGACGGCUCGGUACAGCCACGUGGUGUUGGAGACGGUCAAGAUGGCUGAACCACGACUGGACGGUGGCAAAGAGGGGAAGAGCAUCAUUUGCCGCCUGUACGAGGCGUUUGGCACGCGCAGCAGCGUCACGCUCGAGUGCGACCUGCCAGUUAAGCGUGUAAGCAUCACCGAUCUUCUGGAGCAGGACCACGAUGGAGAGACAUGCGCCUUAAACGAGGCAGGAGCCCUGUCGAGCGAUGGGCUGCUCAAAGCCGUGCUGCACCUUCGCGCGUUUCAGUUCAUGACGGUGCGCAUCGAGCUUGCGUAG